AUGGUUCCCUCCCUGUUUUCCUCUCCCUUUCCCCCUGUCCUCCUCUCCCUUUCCCCCUGUCCUCCUCUCCCUUUCCCCUUGUCCUCCUCUCCCUUUCCCCCUGUCCUCCUCUCCCUUUCCCCCUGUCCUCUUCUCCCUUUCCCCCUAUCCUCCUCUCCCUUUCCCCCUGUCCUCCUCUCCCUUUCCCCCUGUCCUCCUCUCCCUUUCCCCCUGUCCUCCUCCCUAUUUCCCCCUGUCCUCCUCUCCCUUUCCCCUUGUCCUCCUCUCCCUUUCCCCCUGUCCUCCUCUCCCUUUUCCCCUGUCCUCCUCUCCCUUUCCCCUUGUCCUUCUCUCCCUUUCCCCCUGUCCUCUCCAUUCCCCCCUGUCCUCCUUUCCAUUUCCCCCUGUCCUUCUCUCCCUUUCCCCCUGUCCUCCUCUCCCUUCCCCCCUGUCCUCUCUCCCUUUCCCCCUGUCCUCCUCUCCCUUUCCCCCUGUCCUUCUCUCCCUUUCCCCCUGUCCUCCUCUCCAUUUCCCCCUGUCCUCCUCUCCCUUUCUCCCUGUCCUCUCCCUUUCCCCCUGUCCUCCUCUCCAUUUCCCUCUGUCCUCCUCUCCCUUUCUCCCUGUCCUCCUCUCCCUUUCCCCCUGUCCUCCUCUCCCUUUCCCCCUGUCCUCCUCUCCCUUUCCCCCUGUCCUCCUCUCCCUUUCCCCCUGUCCUCCUCUCCAUUUCCCCCUGUCCUCCUCUCCAUUUCCCCCUGUCAUCCUCUCCCUUUCCCCCUGUCCUCCUCUCCCUUUCCCCCAGUCCUCCUCUCCAUUUCCCCCUGUCCUUCUCUCCCUUUCCCCCUGUCCUUCUCUCCCUUUCCCCCUGUCCUUCCCUCCCACCUUUCAUCCCCCUCUCUCACAUCCCUUCCCUUUCCUACCGUCCUCUCCCACCAUUCACGCUUCUCUCAGCCAUCCCUUUCCCCCCUCCCCUGCCCCUCGCCUUCCCCCACUACCGUCCCUUCCCUUUCCACUACGUUCUCUCGUUCAAUUCAGCCAACAGUACCAGCUUUGCUUGGCCACUGA
This is a messenger RNA of Closterium sp. Naga37s-1, 1041 nucleotides long. The record is from the annotation of a GenBank genome assembly. Lineage: Eukaryota; Viridiplantae; Streptophyta; Zygnematophyceae; Desmidiales; Closteriaceae.